AUGAUCGUUCGCGUACACACAGACAGAUUGCCUCCGGCUAGCAGCAAGGGUCUGAGAGAAGUCGGGGCUGAAAAAGAGCUUUUAGCUUUGGUCGAGGAGGAGCAGGAGCCGAGAUUGAGAAUUUUUGGUAUGGAUCACAUUCGGGCAGAUGGCGAGGUCAUUGAUGGUGCAGUAGGAGUUGAUGGAUACAGCUUGAAGGGAAAUUUUGGGGACGAUGAGGUGUGGAGGCUGAGGAGAGUAUUGACUGUGGACAUUUGGGUAUGGAGCGAAAUAAGCCGAUUCAGGGUUUGGUUUAGAUCACAAAGUUGGAAGACGGGUAGGCGGGGAACGGAGAGAACUGCCGAGACCAACACUGGUGUUGGUAUCCACCGGGCUACGGAAAAUACCAACUCCAUCGGAACCAUUGGAACCCCGCUGUCGGGACCGAAGUGUACGGGAAUCGUUCCCGGUGAAGCAGUGGAUUCUGGUCUGGUACAUUAG
Molecule: messenger RNA, 480 nt
Organism: Sclerotinia sclerotiorum 1980 UF-70
Lineage: Eukaryota; Fungi; Ascomycota; Leotiomycetes; Helotiales; Sclerotiniaceae
Exons: 4
Coding region: 1-480 (159 amino acids)
Source: RefSeq, a predicted model, not a curated record